Molecule: messenger RNA, 1430 nt
Organism: Aricia agestis (brown argus)
Lineage: Eukaryota; Metazoa; Arthropoda; Insecta; Lepidoptera; Lycaenidae
Gene: Herp
Product: homocysteine-responsive endoplasmic reticulum-resident ubiquitin-like domain member 2 protein
Exons: 4
Coding region: 273-1337 (354 amino acids)
Biological process (GO): endoplasmic reticulum unfolded protein response
Molecular function (GO): protein binding
Source: RefSeq, a predicted model, not a curated record
ACCAAUGAAAAUUCGACAGAUAAUUUUAUGUUAGAUUGUCAAGUGCGGGGCCGUGAUAACUCACGUAACAAGUAUUUAUUUACGCAGAAUCCAUUAUCAAUCAGCCACAAAACAUAAAAAUCGGGAACGGUGCAAUAUUUGAGGUGUAUUGUGUUGGACAAUUGUAGUGAAAAAGUGCGACCAGUGUGGUCUAGAAUCUAGAUCAAGUUUAAAUAUUGACGACAAACCUAUUCUUUUAUAUUUAUUUGUUAGGUUUUAUCGAAUGAAUAAAAAUGAUGACAGAUAACGUUACAUUGAUCGUUAAAGCUCCCAAUCAACAAAUUGAGGAUCAGAAUAUCCAGUGCCGUAUGUCCUGGACGGUUGGAGAACUGAAGGGGCAUCUUUCCGAAGUGUAUCCCAGCAAACCGACUAAAGAGGAACAGAAAAUAAUUUACUCUGGCCGACUGUUAGACGACAAUGCUGUCAUCAAAGACAUCCUUCGAAAUUAUGAAGACCAGUUCACACAUACUAUGCACUUAGUUUGUGCACCAAAGAGAAAUAUUAUGACUGAGAAAAGGAAUGAGGCUGAGAAAACCGAACCCAACACAGACGGGAUAAGGCACAGGAAUGUGGGAGAAAACCCAAACCCGCCAGAACCCGCUCGUCCUGAAGUGCGACAGAAUGAUCAAAAUCAUACAGUUGAAAUGCAGAACUAUCUCAGUUCGUUCGUGAACAACUAUGGGAGAGUUCCUCCCUACCCUAAUUAUAACCUGGGCCAGGGUUAUCUGCCGGUGCCUAGUGAUCCUGCUUCGAUGGCAAACCACAUGAUGAUGAUGCAGCAGGCCUACAUGCAGUACAUGCAGCAGUAUGCUAACAUGUGGCAAGCAACAGCUGAAGCAGCGGCCACUCCACCACCGGUAGAGACACCACCACAACCAGCCCCGGUUCGAGAACCCGAGGCAGAUGAAGGACGACAGGCCAGGGAUUGGCUGGACCACAUAUACUCCGCCUCACGAUUCGCAAUAUUGAUCUCACUGCUGUACGUGUACGGCAGCCCGGCUAGACUGCUCCUGGUUAUCAUUCUAGCUGCAAUGGCCUACUUACAUCAAGUUGGAUUCUUCCGCGAUCUACGCAACCUCGCUAACAAUGACGCUCGCAAUGAGGCGCAGAACGCAGGCGAACGUAAUGACCAGCCCGACAAUGACGGUAAUGAGGAGCCCCGCGCCGAACAAAAUGGCAACAGACAGGAGCAACAAACAAAUGAACCUGCCAACGAAAACGACCAGCCCUCUCUACUCGCUGUCACAUGGAUGAUAUUUACGACAUUUUUUACCUCGUUAAUACCAGAUACAAACUAAAUGUAAAAGCCAUAAAUAUGCUGCUGUUACAACAUGUCCAAAUGCAAAUUUGUGGGUCAUCAUUUUGUAAAUAAAAUGCUUCUAUAAGUUCCU